AUGGCUGAAAAAUUGGUAGAAGUCUUGGUGCAGUAUGUACAACAGAGAAAAAUAGGAUCUGAUACGGCAGAAGGCCAAGGACGGAAGAGUGAAUUCAGUGAUAUGCUCUGGGACGACAUAGAAAAACUAUUCACGGAGCUGACUGAUAAAUUGAAAGAGAAGGAUAUUAUGGAGAGUGCGCUGUGCCAGGAAAUCUAUGGCAAAAAGAAGAAGUUGGCACCAGAGAAGCUGCUAUGCCGGUACAUCGUGAAAAUAUUUGUAUACAUGGAUGGGAAGGAAGAAGUAGUCGAGGGAUUGACAACACUAAAUGCCGGGCACACGCGUUGGAGGGACUAUUUCAAAUGUGUGGUAGGGAAUGUGACAUUAAUAAAGUUAUUUGAGAAGAACUGUGCAGCAACGGAAAUUAUAAAUAAGGUGUCAAGGGAAAUGAGUACCAUAGGUAUGACACUUGCGGGGAAGAGUAACAGCAAACAAUGUCAGGGACUUGAUUAUGAGAGCCUCAACAUUGGCACGAAGUUUGUGGCAGGAACGAUGGGUGAAUGGAUAAAUAGGUGGAAAAUAACAUCCGUUGGAGGGGUAAGUGGGUCACGAGCACCGACCUCAUGUAGUGCACCAACAAGUAUAACGAAGGCGACAGCGACGACAGAUAGUGAAGACGCGCAUGUAGUGAAACUGUUCGAGGACGGCACUGCAAGAGAUGUAGCGGGAUUAAUACAGAAAAAGGCGACAAUAACGGCAGACGAGAGACAAAAAAUAAUGGAGGCAGCGAAGGAUAAAGGACCAGCGAAAAGUGUACUGGACGAAGUAAUGCGUGAAAUAGAACGCCAAGCGACCGGAAACGGAGGGCACAUUCAGGUGCCAGAUCCUAGAGCUCCCACACCGGCCACCGGCACACCAUCAAAGGAAUCCACAGGACAACCGGAAGCACAGAAACCAACAGAAACAACACAAGAUGCAGGAAAAACUGCAACACCCUCCACACCUGACACAGUGCCAGUUGCAAGAUCAGAGGACGUUGUGGAAACACCACCGCCAUCACGGCCGCUGCCACCGGCACCACCACCAGCAGAAGGAACAGGCGCAGGGAACGACGUACUAGAUACGAAGACGGAGAAUACUGUAAUCUCCAAGGACACGGCGACAAUAAAAGGUCGACCGGACGACCCCACAGGUGAGACCAAGUGCCCGGAGGAAAAUUCCCGUAAUACAGCCUCCAGCCCCAUAUCCUAUGAGACGUCCAACGUGACUAUUACUCCGGUUUCGUACACGUAUGAGGGGGCACUUACGUGUGCUAAAAUUAGGGAACUGCAGGCACUAGACAAAACACAACGCGAUUUACACUCGGGUCCCAAGAACGCCAUAGAUACUACAGGUAAAGACUCUACAGCAAAUACAGGUACCCAGGACCCCCAGGUACCAGCAGAACCCGCACCGGGACCAGUAACACCAUCAGAGGCGUCAGCAGUCACAGAACCACGCGCAACGGGCGGUGCAGGGGAAGUGCACACUACAUCACACCCCGGUUUUCCGAUUCCCGAUAAGACAUGUUUCUACGGCAUUGCUCAUUCAAACUGUACUAAAGUGCAUGGUUCCUUCGUCCUUAAUGAUGAUAAGGACAACACAGGUACCGGGCGCGCGUCCCCCGGUACUGCCUCCUCUCCUAGUAUUACUAACACUCAAAGUACCCGUUCUAAUAAAAAAAGUGGCACUAAUGAUUUUGUAUUAGGAUCAGAUCCUCCACAAGCAGCAGGUGACUUAGGAGGACAUUACGCACCAGGCCCUCCACAGGUGCCCCAUACUGUACACCCAAAGAAUGUGCCUUCGAAUGAUGGUGGUCCCGAUGUACCCGACCUAACCGGCACGGUCCUGACCGGCACUACUCCCGUGCUGUUGUUCGUCCCUUCCGUCAUCGUCGCCCUUCUUGGUUAUUCCCUUUGGAAAGUAAGCAUGAACUCAUACAAGCUCACACACAAGCACGCACAAAUAUAA
This is a messenger RNA of Plasmodium fragile, 1989 nucleotides long. RefSeq lists its product as uncharacterized. Lineage: Eukaryota; Apicomplexa; Aconoidasida; Haemosporida; Plasmodiidae. The transcript is spliced from 5 exons. The record is from RefSeq and is a predicted model, not a curated record. Bases 1 to 1989 code for a protein of 662 amino acids.